UUUAGCUGACCAAAGCUAAAGCUCUGUUCAACCUUUGGUAUUACAUGACGCCAAAUAAACUUUAUUUUCAUCUAUCUCCAGACCUAACUACAGUUUUCUUCCAUUUAACUCCAGAGCUAACAAUGUCGGUUGAAAGCAAACCUACAGAGCUAAGGUUAUUAGAGUUGGGUGUUAUUUCGUGGACAAAAUGGGGAAGAGCUCCAGGACAGUACGAGUCACACACAGAGGCACAAGAGACAUAUUUUUUGUUGAAAGGGAGAGUGAAGUUUAUCCCGAAAGACUCAACAUAUGACCCUAUAGAAUUUGGUGCUGGCGAUCUUGUUACCAUACCAAAAGGACUCACAUGCACAUGGGACAUCUCUGUUGCAGUCGACGCACAUUACAAGUUCCAGCCCUAAUUAGUUCCUUUACUACUUACCACUCAUUCAGAUUAUUGCUCUUUAUUUCUUGCUUCUGAUCGAUCACAAUAUUAUAUUUAUACUUCCCUCUUUAAUUUCUAUCCUUUUGUCUCCUAAGCUAUCAAAUAGAGUGUUCAUAUAUCUUUAUCCUUAAUGUUAUAAUCAAAAGUUGCACCAAUGGUUAUAUAUACAGGUGUAAUUGAUUUGUUAUAUGCAUGCUGGGGAAAUAG
Messenger RNA from Glycine soja, 628 nucleotides. RefSeq lists its product as uncharacterized. The transcript has 2 exons. Lineage: Eukaryota; Viridiplantae; Streptophyta; Magnoliopsida; Fabales; Fabaceae. Bases 45 to 398 code for a protein of 117 amino acids. The record is from RefSeq and is a predicted model, not a curated record.